UUCUCCAUUUUCUUCUUCUUUGAACAGCUGUUGAACACAAAAAGUGGGAGUUUUUAACAUUUUUAACAUUUUGUGGAUUUUGUGAUUCCGCGAGAUGUCCGAUUCCGAGAGUAGCGAGGACGAAACCACCUCUAAACUUUUGCAAGCAGUGGACACAUCUUUCCUGAAUGAAACUCUUUACAAGAAAGAUCCGACCACAAAAGAAACGAAGGAGAAGAACGAUUCCAGCCAAAACCAUGAUGAAAAACCACUCGCCGACGACAAGAAAGAUGCACCCAAGUCCAAUCGAUACCUGCUCGAGGAGGAUUCCGUCUUUCAGAGCGAUCUGAACGUUAGCGACUCGAUGCAGAAGCACAUGGCCGCGAAGGUAUCGAAGCUGAUCGAAUCGAUCGUAUCCUUCGAGGAUACCGUGACUGUGAAACAGAAGAAAGUAAAGACGAAAACGGCCAAAGAAAUUACCGGCACGGUACAACUACUAUCGGGGUUUGAUGCGUGCAUUAAUCUGGAUCACCUCGAGCCAAGCUUUGUUCAACUGAAACCAGUCCAGGUGCGUCGUCGGCAAGUUGAGCAGGAAAGCAACCCGGAUAACCAACAGGCGUUCGCAUCCGCCGUCUGUGAACCUGGCACAUUUAGCGAGGAAACGAAACACUGGAAACCGAAACGUGAAAAGAUGGUGUUCCACUAUCGAUCGAAAGGGAAUGGUGUAUGCGAGGCGCUUCCGAACGUGCCCUCGAAUGAGUUCACCCUAUCGCGUGUGGACCGCAAAUGGGACGAAACCAAGAUACGAUUGUGGAAAGGGGAAAAAAGGGCGAAAAAGCGACCUAUAAAUGUGUGAUCCU
Molecule: messenger RNA, 839 nt
Organism: Anopheles darlingi
Lineage: Eukaryota; Metazoa; Arthropoda; Insecta; Diptera; Culicidae
Exons: 2
Coding region: 95-835 (246 amino acids)
Source: RefSeq, a predicted model, not a curated record